CAAAGCUUUGACUCAUUUAUCCAGUUCUUGCGAUUCUGAUUUUCCAAAAAUUCAGCCCAAGAGUCAUGCGAUGACAACGAGAUUUACCAUAUAGAACCCGCCAAAAUGCACGCCGACAACAUCGCAGAAGACAUUGACAUCGCCACCGCCGAAGCGCAGGGCAAAUUCCCUCGCGUGCCUGAGAAAUGGCUCUCCCGUAUCACAAACUGGGGUAUCGAACUCCGCGGCGUGGCACCGAUCCCUCUUGAAGAGCGGACAGACAGUCGCUUUAUCAAUGUGUUCUUUGUAUGGUUCACCUUGAGCACCAAUCUCCUGCCGAUCAUCACUGGCAUGGUGGGGACUUUUGUCAUGGGCAUGAGUCUGCGGGAUGCGUCGCUGGUCAUUCUGUUCUUCAACAUGCUCUGCACCGUCCCGCCCGCGUAUUUUAGCACCUUUGGUUCGAGGACGGGGUUGCGGCAGAUGCUUCAUGCAAGAUUCACAUUUGGAUACUGGCUCGUUUCAAUAAUCGUCCUUCUGAACCUCUGCACAAUCGCAGGGUUUGGCGUCGUCUCUUCAGUCCUAGGAGGAUCGACCCUUGCCGCCGUCUCGAACGGCAGCAUCGACGACACAGCAGGCAUCGUGGUUAUCGGCAUCUGCGGUAUGGUGGUCUCAUUUGGCGGCUACAGGUUCCUACACCAGUACGAGCGAUACUGCUGGCUGUUCGCCCUGGUCGCAAUUGUGAUUGCUACGGGUGUUGGAGGCAGCAAGCUAUCCCACCAAACGCCCACUGAGCCACCGACCGCCGCAACAGUUCUCUCCUUUGGUGGUGUUAUUGCCGGCUUUCUUAUUCCAUGGGCUGGCAUGGCCGCCGACUUCAGCGUCUACUGCACCCCCACCGUCUCAACAACCCGCAUAUUCACUUACACCUACCUGGGCCUCUUCCUCCCAACAGUGCCCCUAAUGACCCUCGGCGCCGCAAUCGGCGCAACUACCCCCUCAGUCCCCUCCUGGUCAGCCGGCUACGACCUGUACGGCGUCGGCGGCGUCCUCGAAGCCAUGCUCCAACCAGCCGGCGGAUUCGGCAAAUUCGUCUCGGUCCUGCUGUCGUUCUCGUUACUGGGUAACCUGGCGGCGUCAAUGUACAGCAUCUCACUGAACUUCCAGCUGCUCCUCCCCUUCUUCGUGCGGGUUCCGAGGUUUGUUUGGUCGGUUAUUUAUACCGCUAUACUCAUUCCUGUUUCUGUGGUUGCCGCAAAAUCCUUCUUCACGAACCUCGAAAACUUCCUCUACGUAAUCGCCUACUGGUCCGCGGCCUUCGUCUCCGUCGUGCUCGUCGAACACUUCCUUUUCCGUGGUGGCGACUGCACUCGAUACAAACCUUCCAACUGGGAUCGCGCCAAGUCGUUACCGAGUGGUGUUGCAGCUAUUGGCGCCAUGGCACUCAGCUUUGGGCUCGUUGUGCCGUGUAUGGGCCAGGUGUGGUUUACGGGGCCGAUUGCGGAGACGACGGGGGAUAUUGGGUUCGAGGUUGCGCUUGUGCUUGCGGGGAUACUCUAUGUGCCGUUACGGUGGUUGGAGAGGAGGGUUUGGGGGGCAUAGUGUGGAGUGUAUGUUUCUUUCCAUUUUACCGGGUGGAGGCGGCGGCGGGCGAGGUGUCGUUGACAUGUGCUGUAGAUUGGCGGGUGCCUCGCUGGAGAGGUAAACCAACACGCCUGGGAGGAGUGCAUGUAGGCGGCUGGCCAUGGAGAGAUUGUAGCCCUUAAUCCUAACGUCUUUUAGAUACAACAUCAACUUAGAAUAAAGCCGAAUGCCACUCUUUUUUCAGCACUUCAUAGUAGAUCUCUGUUUUAGGCAGCAGUUUGUUAUUAGUGACCGUCCUACCCUGGAUAGCCCUACCUUUGAUGCUACGCCAGAC
Molecule: messenger RNA, 1894 nt
Organism: Aspergillus calidoustus
Lineage: Eukaryota; Fungi; Ascomycota; Eurotiomycetes; Eurotiales; Aspergillaceae
Source: the annotation of a GenBank genome assembly